Molecule: messenger RNA, 1307 nt
Organism: Styela clava
Lineage: Eukaryota; Metazoa; Chordata; Ascidiacea; Stolidobranchia; Styelidae
Product: PRKR-interacting protein 1 homolog
Biological process (GO): negative regulation of protein kinase activity
Cellular component (GO): nucleolus
Molecular function (GO): protein kinase inhibitor activity; double-stranded RNA binding; protein kinase binding
Source: RefSeq, a predicted model, not a curated record
UUUUUUCAGUGUUAUUCUAGAUUAGUUUAGUAGACUAUUCGGAUACGGACAUCCCUACUGUUACUGUUAAUGUUGUAUGUCAGUGACAUCAAUUACUUCUGUAGGCUACUCACUGUCUCACAACAAAAGACACUAAUAGGCUAUUUGACAAAAUAAUUGAAUCAACGAAUUACUGAAUUACAGUUAAGUCUGUAAGUUAGUUAGGUACUAACAGACCCAAAUACAGAAAUAUUCAUUUUGAAAAUGGAGUUACCAAUUAGAAAUGAAGCCAAGAUGCCGAAAGAAGCAGCCGAAAAGAAGGUGAUUCAUCCAAAAAGUAUGGCCGAACUACAGAAAUUAAAAGUUGAAAAACUCAUGAAAAAUCCUGAUAAACCUGUUUACAUUCCUGAACCAAAAAAAAUAUGGAAGCCACGUGAUGCACCUGAAUUUGUUCGUGAUGUUAUGGGUUCAAGUGCUGGUGCAGGAAGUGGUGAAUUUCAUGUUUAUCGUCAUAUCAGGCGAAGGGAAUUUGCCCGGGAGGAAUAUCAUGAUAAAAUGGAUAAAAAACAAAGACUUGAUCUUGAAUAUGAAGACAAGAUACAAAGUAUAAAGGAUAAAGAAGAGGAAUCAACUGCAAAAAAGAGAGCUAAAAGAAAAAGAAAAAAGCAAAAAAUGCUCUUCAAGAAAAAGCAAUUGAAGAAGCAGAAAGAGGGAGAUCAAAAAGAAGCAAGUGAUUCUCCUGAAUCAGAAAAUGAUGAAGAAAAUAAGGAAGAAGACGAUUCUGAAGAACCAAGAUUUGUUAUCGGAGGAAGAUGACAUAGCAGGGUUUAUUCUUCAUUUACUUCAUUAGGGGUAGUGGAAUGAUCCCAGUUAUGUAUCGACAUCAACUGAUGAUUGAGAGAAGUCGAUUGCAAUUAAUCGAUGAAGAUGCUGGUAACUGUCAGCAGUUUCAUGAGCCAUCUUGCAAUGAUAAAUCACAAUAUGGCAUUUACGGCUUCUUGGAUUGAGAAACUGAAAUUUUUAAUGGCGAUCAGAUCAUAACUACUAAUAAUUAAGUCAUCGUAUCUAUAAAUGAUUCAGGAACUAGGAAAAUUGAUAAACUUUGUUUAAUAAGAGCAUUUACAAAAUAUAAUGUAAUUUAAAUCUCGUUUUUAUAUCGAUAUUGGCCAUUUCUAUGUUUGAAAAUGUGCAGAGUUGUCAGUAUUCUAUCAUAUCAUGUCAUUGGGAUAGAAAUGCAUACGGUGCAUUAUGUUUGAAGCUAUGCGUUAAGCUUGCGAAAUGUAUUUUGGCCAUUUGUACUGCUAAAUACCUUUUUUGUAUUUUUGCAG